AUGUCCACCCGACGCUCACACCCCAAAUCACGCAAAGGAUGCAUCACUUGCAAGAACCGGCACGUCAAGUGCGACGAACAGGGGCCACCGUGCGGACGGUGCCAGGCCCGAGGAACCAAAUGCCAAUACGCGAGCUCCAGUAAUCAGCAAGCUGACUCUCCCGCCACGGCGAUCACACGGAGCACCACCGAGCCAAGUAUAGCCAGCACGGCUGAUUCCAAUAAGAGAAACGCGGUGGUAUUUCCCGCUACCCGCCACCUCCUGGAGCUGCAACUGAUGCACCGCUGGUCCGCAUUGACGUACAAGAGCUGCCUUACCCCUGGCUCCGAUGAUGAUGAUGUAUGGCAAUUCAUGGUCCCUGGACUAGCCAUACAACAUGACUUCCUACUGUACGGGAUAUUUGCUCUCUCUGCAUUCGAGACGGCGAGGACGUCCAAGACUCCUGAUGCCCAGAUGUAUGUCAAUGCAGCCGUCGAGUAUCACGGUCUAGCACUCAGCCGGUUUCAAUCGCAACUGCCAUCUGUCAAUGCCAAAACUCACGAGGCUGCGCUUUGCAUGUCACUCAUGCUCCUAUGUCUGGCUCUUGCAUCCGCGCAGGCAUCACCCAUUAAGGGCGAGAAAGGGCGCAUGGUAGAGGCUGUUGUAUCCCACUUUGGACUCCUGCGCGGCUGUAUACCAAUUCUCAAUAUCGAUCCAGGAUAUGCUUCGAGGAAUGUGCACAUUCAGAAGUUGACACUCUUUGAGGAUCUACCUCGUAUUCCGAUGAGCCCCGAGCUAGAAGCAAAUCUGUCAAGGCUGAACGACCUGAAUGACAAGAGAAUCACAACGACAGUACGGGAUUCGGAUGAGCGAAGAGUGCAGCAAGUCGCCUACUGGGAUUCGUGCAAGAAGGCCCUGGCUAUCCUCCGAGAAUGCUACGAGAAAUGCGUGGACGAUCUAUCGAAGGGUUACGCUCUCGGCUGGCCAAAUCUAGCAGGCGAAGAGUAUAUGCGGGCUAUCGAAGAGAAGGACUGUGUUGCUUUUGCCAUCCUCAUGUUUUGGGGAGUGUUGGCACAUAAACUUGGGCAUCAGGUCUGGUGGGCGGAGGAUUUCGGGAGCUUAUUAGUUGCAGAAGUGGCACAAACUCUCGUGAUGUCUGAGGAUGGCGCGGAGUAUAAGGAUGUCAUUGAGUGCGCACAAUUCCUUGUUAAGGGAUGA
Messenger RNA from Clonostachys byssicola, 1197 nucleotides. Lineage: Eukaryota; Fungi; Ascomycota; Sordariomycetes; Hypocreales; Bionectriaceae. The record is from the annotation of a GenBank genome assembly.